Ailuropoda melanoleuca (giant panda) is the source of this 1518-nucleotide messenger RNA. Its product is annotated as basic proline-rich protein-like. The coding region runs from base 9 to 941 and encodes 310 amino acids. Lineage: Eukaryota; Metazoa; Chordata; Mammalia; Carnivora; Ursidae. The record is from RefSeq and is a predicted model, not a curated record. The transcript has 3 exons.
UGGAGACGAUGACCGGUGUGACGCGCUGGGGUCGCCGCGGGCGGGCGUGCUGGGUCCGGGGCCGUGCCCAGGCCGGGAAAGGCGAAGCGGGGAGCAGGACAGCCCGGCCUCCCCGGAACCCUUGGGGAAACCGAGUCACGGCCGGGGGCGGGCCGCCCAGAGGACCCCGGUGCUGCCACGUCCCCGCAGGGCACAGAUGGAGGGCGCGGCAGCUCUGGACGCCGGGGUGCGCGAGGUCCUCCGGGGCUGGAGGAGGGGCGACGAACCCUCGCGGCCCGGAGCGGGGGUGGUCCGCGGGGGCUAAAAAUAGCCCAGGCCGGGGGCUGCGCUCCGCAGCCAGCGCCCUGUCCGUCCUUGUCUGUCUGUCUCUCGGUCCGUCCCUACCGGCCCCUCCCCCUGCACUGGCCACGCCCCUCUGGCCAGGCCCGGCUGAUAGGGGUCAGUGGGCGCCCCCCGGCCCGCCCGGGGGAGUGAGAGCGUCCCCCUGGGCGCAGGGACAGGAAUGCGGGUGGCCGGCGCCCACUCGGGAGCUUUCGGCCCCGGGCCCGCCCGAGCCGGGCCCCCUCUUUGCGCUCCCGCCGACAGGCCCCGCAUUAUUCACCAUCUGGGCAGCACCCAAGGCCGGCAGGCGGAAUCAGCCCCCGAGGCGUCCAGACCCCCGCCCAGGGCUCUACGCUGGCGAACCUGGUGGGCUGGGGCCUGGCACACAGAUGCCCUCCCACUGGAGAGAGACAGAGUGGGACAGAGUCCAGCCCCCUGCAGUCAGGCUGGGGCCAGAGGAAGUGACAAGGCUGAAAGCGGCCCAGAGGCUUGGAGACGUGGGUCUGUGCGAGCCUCAGAACCCAGACAGACAGACGCUGUUGCGUGGAGCAGGACGGUGCCUGGACACAGCCAGGCUGGGACCCAGCCCUGCGCCCAGGGGCCUGCCCCGUGCACAGUGACGGUGGAGCAGGCCAGGAAUCACCUGGAACCAACUGCUUAGAUGCACGGCAGCGUGGAAGAUGGCUCUGGCAGCCAGUGAUUACUGAUGUCUGUCAGGGCUGGUGAAGGGGCCGAAAGUGCUCCGUGUGCCGCCCGGCCCUGCACCAGGCUGGUGUGGUUGGGACAGCUUCCAGAGGCCCCUUGACCAGACCCACCUCCCAGCCGAGUGGCCCAGCCCUGCUCCCAUGUGCAGGGGGAGGGGGGACAGGACAAAGGAGAGGCCUGAGCUCUACCAGGCACUCUGGGGUAGUAUUAAGACGGGGUUGGGGGUAACCAGUGGCCCGGGGAUGGUCAGUGUUGCCCGUGGACACUGGGCCAGACGGUUCUCUGUCAUGAGGGUGGCCUGGCCAUGAGCAGCAUCCCCCCUCCCCCGCCCCCCGGAUGACGACCACAGACCGCCAUCCCCUGGCCUGGGAGAGCCGAGCCGGUCAGGUGCUGGGGGGGGGGAGGUGAGGCCGUGGGCGGGCAAAGACAAGGACACCUGCAAACAGCGGGAAGCUUCCUAAGGGACCGCCACUGGCUAUUUUUAAAGUGCUG